AUGGAGUGGGUGUCAGGGAGCGGGUGUCAUGGAGUGGCUGUCAGGGAGCGGAUGUUAGGGAGCGGGUGUCAGGGAGUGUGUGUCAGGGAGCGGGUGUCAUGGAGUGGGUGUCAGGUAGCGGGUGUCAUGGAGUGGGUGUCAGGGAGCGGGUGUCAUGGAGUGGGUGUCAGGGAGUGGGUGUCAUGGAGUGGGUGUCAGGGAGCGGGUGUCAGGAAGUGGGUGUCAUGGAGUGGGUGUCAGGGAGCGGGUGUCAUGGAGUGGGUGUCAGGGAGCGGGUGUCAUGGAGUGGGUGUCAGGGAGCGGGUGUCAUGGAGUGGGUGUCAUGGAGUGGGUAUCAGGGAGCGGGCGUCAGGGAGCGGGUGUCAUGGAGUGGGUGUCAGGGAGCGGGUGUCAGGGAGCGGGUGUCAUGGAGUGGGUGUCAGGGAGCGGGUGUCAGGGAGCGGGUGUCAGGGAGCGGGUGUCAUGGAGUGGGUGUCAUGGAGUGGGUGUCAUGGAGCGGGUGUCAGGGAGCGGGUGUCAGGGAACGGGUGUCAUGGAGCGGGUGUCAGGGAGCGGGUGUCAGGGAGCGGGUGUCAUGGAGUGGGUGUCAGGGAGCGGGUGUCAGGGAGUGGGUGUCAGGGAGCGGGUGUCAUGGAGUGGGUGUCAGGGAGCGGGUGUCAUGGAGUGGGUGUCAUGGAGUGGGUGUCAGGGAGCGGGUGUCAGGGAGCGGGUGUCAUGGAGUGGGUGUCAUGGAGUGGGUGUCAGGGAGCGGGUGUCAGGGAGCGGGUGUCAGGGAGCGGGUGUCAUGGAGUGGGUGUCAGGGAGCGGGUGUCAGGGAGCGGGUGGGGUGUCAUGGAGUGGGUGUCAUGGAGUGGGUGUCAGGGAGCGGGUGUCAGGGAGCGGGUGUCAGGGAGCGGGUGUCAGGGAGCGGGUGUCAGGGAGCGGGUGUCAUGGAGUAGGUGUCAGGGAGCGGGCGUCAGGGAGCGGGUGUCAUGGAGUGGGUGUCAUGGAGUGGGUGUCAUGGAGUGGGUGUCAGGGAGCGGGUAUUAG
This is a messenger RNA of Penaeus chinensis, 1029 nucleotides long. RefSeq names its product keratin-associated protein 5-1-like. Bases 1 to 1029 code for a protein of 342 amino acids. The transcript has a single exon. The record is from RefSeq and is a predicted model, not a curated record. NCBI's taxonomy places the organism in Eukaryota, Metazoa, Arthropoda, Malacostraca, Decapoda, Penaeidae.